This is a messenger RNA of Trifolium pratense (red clover), 3282 nucleotides long. RefSeq names its product protein LATE ELONGATED HYPOCOTYL. Lineage: Eukaryota; Viridiplantae; Streptophyta; Magnoliopsida; Fabales; Fabaceae. Gene Ontology annotation, molecular function: DNA binding. The transcript is spliced from 7 exons. The record is from RefSeq and is a predicted model, not a curated record. The coding region runs from base 729 to 2996 and encodes 755 amino acids.
UGAUAACAAAAAAAAUUGAAAAUAAGGGUCGAAAUUGUAGUGGCUGAGAUUGGUUGUGAAUGUUGAACAGUUGGAUGUGGAUGCUUCUGGUCUGUGUGUGAUGUAGUAGUAGUAGUUAGUUGCAGAGGUUGCUCCCUCCUCCAUUCCUCUCUUCGACUACUUCUUCUAUUCUAUUAUUAUUAUUAUUAUUAUUAUUAUUAUACUAACUUCUCCUUCUCCUUCUACUACAAUCUCUUAUCUUUCAUUUUGUUUCUUCCUCCGAUCCAAAUACUCAGAUUCGCUUCUGCCGGAAAUGACUCGUCCGGCUGAAUUCUCAUGAACGAUCGCACUUACAAACUUCUUCAACAUGACUUUGAUACGAGGUUUUGGUGCUGUGCAGUUCGUUUUGGUGAGGAUCCUGAUUAAAGAAUUAUGUUGCGGUCGAUUCUUAUAAUUUGUUAUUAUUAUUAUUAUUAUUAUUCGUAGGGAAUGAAUGUUUAUGGUUUUUUUGAAUUGCUUAUUAUUAUUAUUAUACCAAACAGAGACGGAUCUCUACCUAUUUGUUUUUGCUUUCUUUCUUUUGCAGUAGCAGUAGCAGUAGCAUCAGCUUUUGCUUACUUUGACUACUACAACAACGGCUUUACUAUUUGCUGUGCUUCAUGUCACAAAAAACAAAAGGAGGUAUUAUUUUUAUCCACUCUUCGUCAGGGAAGAUCUGAAACAGCGUUAGCAGCUGCACACGUCCUCUCAUGGACGCUUACUCAUCUGGAGAAGAAGUGUUUGUUAAGACAAGAAAACCGUAUACAAUCACAAAACAAAGAGAAAGAUGGACAGAAGAGGAACAUGAUAGAUUUUUAGAAGCCCUCAAGCUAUAUGGCCGAGCAUGGCAGCGCAUAGAAGAGCAUAUAGGAACCAAAACUGCUGUGCAAAUAAGGAGCCAUGCCCAAAAAUUCUUUUCAAAGUUGGAGAAGGAAGCACUUGUAAAAGGUGCUGCAUUAGGACAAGCUCUUGACAUAGACAUCCCCCCUCCACGGCCCAAAAGAAAACCAAGCAAUCCUUAUCCUCGCAAGACCAAUGUUGGUACCCCAACAUUACAUAGUGGAGCAAAGUAUGGAAAGCCACUUAUUGCAGUUGCAUCUUCGCAUGGUAAACAGGCAAUGGAUUUUGAGAAAGAAUCACCUCCAGAGAAGCAUAAAGAUGAGGAAAGGCCAACAACUGGAAAAGAAAAUAACAACGAAAAUUGUUCAAAAGUAUUUACAAUCCUCAAGGAGGCACCCUGUUCGUCUGUCUCUUCAGCAAUCCAGAGUUCAAUCUCAAAUUUAGUGCCACAAACAAACUCCUGCACCUUGAGGGAGUUUACACCUUCAGUGAAAGAGGUAAUAACUCGAGAUGAAACAAACAAAUCUUUUCCUGCUACUGAGAUUGAAAAUCAGAUGUUGGAGAUAGAUGAUGGCAAACAAACACAUAAGACUGAUGGCACUUGUAAAACCUCUAAGUUGGAUAAUUCCUGUUCUCCUAAAUCGGUUCAAGUUGAGAAAACAGAUGGUCUUACUUCGGCAUUAACAAUAGAUGAGAUGCAAAGUAAUCAGAAUUACCCAAGACAUGUCACUGUGCACGUUGUUGAUGGGAACCUUGGAACUAGCACUCAAACUCCAUCACAAGAUAUGUUGAUUCAAGACUCCACAUUUCAGCCAAUAGGAGGGAUUAAUGGGCAACGUAAUCUUUUCACAAAUUCAGCUGCAUCAAACACAAGUGAAAGUCAAAAUAACAUGGCACGAUCCUCUAUUCAUCAAUCAUUUCCUCCUUGUCCUCCAUUUGCACAACAUAAUCAUGAUGAUUACCAAUCCUUUCUCAACAUGUCUUCUACAUUUUCAAGUCUUCUUGUCUCUACCUUGCAGCAACACCCUGCAGCGCAUGCUGCAGCAAGUUUUGCUGCUACAUUUUGGCCCUAUGCAAAUAUAGAAAGUUCAGCCGAUUCUCCUGCUUGCUCUCAAGGAGCUUUUCCAUCUAGACAAAUUGGUUCACCUCCUGGUGUGGCAGCUAUUGCAGCUGCUACGGUAGCUGCUGCAACUGCAUGGUGGGCAGCUCAUGGACUGCUUCCUUUGUGCGCUCCACUCCAUACAGCUUUUGCCUGUCCUCCUGCAUCAGCAACUGUAGUUCCAUCAACGAAUCUUAGUGAAGCACCACCGAAGACAAAACAAGGAGAUAUUACACUACAAAAUCCUCCUCUGCAAGAUCAGAUAUUUGAUCCAGAAGACUCGGAAGCUUUGAUAGCUCAGCAUUCAGCUGCCAAGUCACCAGCUGUUUCUUUAUCUGAAUCUGAGGAGAGUGGAGACGCCAAAUUAAAUACUUCAUCAAAGGCCACUAUUAAUCUUGACAUAAACCGACCAAUUUCUGAAAACCCCGAUCCCAACAAAAUGGAGGGCAGAAAACUGGUUGACAGGUCUUCUUGUGGUUCCAACACAACCUCUAGCUGUGAAGAGACUGAUGUGCUAGAGAAGGAUGAUAAAGAAAAGGAAGAUUCCAAAGCACCUGAGGCAGACCAUUUAGCCACUGAUCCUAGUAGUCGUCGAUAUAGAAGCAUUAGCAACCUUAUUGAUUCUUGGAAGGAGGUGUCUGAAGAGGGACGACUUGCCUUUCGGGCUCUAUUCUCCAGAGAGGUGUUGCCCCAAAGCUUUUCACCUCCUCAUGAUUUGAUAGAUAAGGAUCUACAGACGGACAACAUGAAGCAUAACGAGCAAAAUGUAGACGACAGAGAUCAACUUGACAGCAUGAAAUGCAGUUCUAAUUGUGACAUGGUGCAGCAAAACCUACCAUUUGUACAAAAUAACAAUGAGGAGGAUGGCCUGCUAACCUUAGGUCUUGGACAAGGUAAGCUUAAGACUCGUCGAACAGGGUUUAAACCGUACAAAAGAUGUUUAGUAGAGGCCAAGGAAAACAGGGUUGGAACGGCUUGUAAUCAAGUUGAAGAGACGGGUCCCAAGAGGAUACGCCUGGAAGGGGGGAGUUCUACUUGAUGCUUGAUAUAUGCAUGCAAUCACGCAAAGAAAAUCUUUGAGUUUUGCCCAUCAUUUCCAACUCCCCUUGCUCAGUGUUUGUACUGUUUAUUUUCUAAUUCUGCAGCUAUCGAAACUUGUUGUGUAGGUGUGUGUACCAUAUUAAAUUACUACCUACGUUCUUUUACUUUCUUGGACUGAUGUUACUGCAGUUAAAAACUCCGCUAAAAUAGCCUUAGAGAAGAAACCUUAAGUACUGUUUUGAGCAUUGAAAAUUAAAAGUAAUUUAUGAUCAUCCUUCAUUCUA